Messenger RNA from Erinaceus europaeus (western European hedgehog), 3293 nucleotides. It is a transcript of the gene DSTYK, whose product is annotated as dual serine/threonine and tyrosine protein kinase. Gene Ontology annotation, biological process: protein phosphorylation. NCBI's taxonomy places the organism in Eukaryota, Metazoa, Chordata, Mammalia, Eulipotyphla, Erinaceidae. The record is from RefSeq and is a predicted model, not a curated record. Gene Ontology annotation, molecular function: protein kinase activity; ATP binding. Bases 131 to 2926 code for a protein of 931 amino acids. The transcript is spliced from 13 exons.
GCUGGCGGGGGCGUCUGGAGGCGAAUUCGGAUUCUUCCUCCCUAAACUCGGGGGGGGGGGGGGCGGGGAGGAGGGAAGCUGGGCCGGCGGGGUGAGGGACGCAGCGGAGAAGACCGAGCCGGCUGAGGCGAUGGAAGGCGACGGGGUGCCGUGGGGGGGCGAGCCCCUUUCGGGCCCCGGCCCCGGCCCCGGGGGCGGCGGCAUGAGCCGCGAGCUUUGCCGGGGCUUCGGCCGCUACCGUCGCUACCUAAGCCGGCUGCGGCAGAACCUGCGCGAAACCCAAAAGUUCUUCCGCGACCUGCAGAGCUCACACGGCCCCGGCGGUCCCUCCUUCCCCGCGGACGGCUGUGGGGCCGAGCGCGGGCCUGCCGGCGACGUCGCGGAGAUCGGACUGCGGGCGGGCCAGCUGAGCUGCAUUUCUUUCCCACCUAAGGAAGAGAAGUACCUCCAGCAGAUUGUGGACUGCCCUCCCUGCCUCAUCAUCCUCGGCCAGAACUGUAAUGUCAAGUGCCAGCUGUUGAACCUGAUUCUGGGGGUGCAGGUGCUUCCCACCACCAAGCUGGGCAGCGAGGAGAGCUGUAAGCUCCGGCGCCUCCGCUUCACCUAUGGACCCGAGACCCGGCUCAGUCUGGCGCUCCCCGGCCAGUAUGAACUAGUUCACACACUGGUUGCUCACCAGGGCAACUGGGAGACCAUCCCUGAGGAGGACCUGGAAGUCCAGGAGGACAGUGAGGAUGCUGCUCAUGUUUUAGCUGAACUGGAGGUGACGAUGCACCACACUCUCUUACAGGAAGUGGACAUUGUGGUAGCACCAUGCCAAAGUCUCCGGCCCACGGUGGAGGUUCUGGGUGACUUGGUGAGUGAAUUCUUACCUGUGAUAACCUAUGCACUCCACAAAGACGAACUCUCUAAGAGGGAUGAACAAGAGCUGCGGGAAAUCCGAAAGUAUUUCUCCUUGCCCAUAUUCUUUUUCAAAGUGCCAAAGAGAGGCUCGGAUAUCAUUGAUUCCUCCCCCAGAAGACUAGAGAAUGAAAGAUCACCACUGCAUCAUCAGUUGACUGGCCUGGGCUAUCUGAGCAGCAGCCAUUGUAACUGUGGGACCCUAGGCCAAGACUCCAAGGCUCAGAGCAUGCUGGUGGAGCAGAGUGAGAAGCUGAGGCACUUGAGUACUUUCUCUCACCAGGUGCUACAGACUCGCCUGGUAGAGGCAGCCAGGGCACUGAAUCUGGUGCACUGCCGCUGCCUGGACAUCUUUAUUAACCAGGCCUUUGACAUGCAACGGGACUUGCAGAUCACUCCCAAACGCCUGGAAUACACGAGGAAAAAGGAGAAUGAGCUGUAUGAAUCACUGAUGAACAUUGCCAACCGAAAGCAGGAAGAAAUGAAGGACAUGAUUGUUGAGACUCUUAACACUAUGAAGGAGGAACUUCUAGAUGACGCUGCCAACAUGGAGUUUAAAGAUGUCAUUGUCCCUGAGAAUGGAGAAUCAGUGGGCACUAGAGAGAUCAAAUGCUGCAUCAGACAGAUCCAGGAGCUUAUCAUCUCCCAGCUAAACCAGGCAGUGGCUAACAAGCUCAUCAGUUCAGUGGAUUACCUGCGUGAGAGCUUUGUUGGAACCCUGGAGCGUUGUCUGCAGAGCCUGGAGAAGUCCCAAGAUGUCUCAGUUCACAUCACCAGUAAUUAUCUCAAGCAGAUUUUAAAUGCUGCCUAUCAUGUUGAAGUCACAUUUCACUCAGGGUCCUCGGUUACUAGGAUGCUGUGGGAGCAAAUCAAACAGAUCAUACAGCGCAUCACAUGGGUGAGCCCACCUGCCAUCACCAGAGAAUGGAAGAGGAAGGUAGCCCAGGAAGCCAUUGAGAGCCUCAGUGCCUCCAAGCUGGCCAAGAGCAUUUGCAGCCAGUUCCGGACUCGGCUCAAUAGUUCUCAUGAGGCUUUUGCAGCCUCUUUGCGGCAGUUGGAAGCUGGCCACUCAGGCCGACUGGAGAAAACUGAAGAUCUGUGGCUGAGAGUUCGGAAGGACCAUGCUCCACGCCUGGCCCGCCUUUCUCUGGAAAGCCGCUCUUUACAGGAUGUCUUGCUGCAUCACAAACCUAAACUGGGACAGGAACUGGGCCGGGGCCAAUAUGGUGUGGUGUACCUGUGUGACAACUGGGGGGGACGCUUCCCUUGUGCCCUCAAAUCGGUUGUCCCUCCAGAUGAGAAGCACUGGAAUGACCUGGCUUUGGAGUUUCACUACAUGAGGUCUCUGCCGAAGCAUGAACGGUUAGUGGAUCUCCAUGGUUCAGUCAUUGACUACAACUAUGGCGGUGGCUCCAGCAUUGCUGUGCUGCUCAUUAUGGAGCGGCUGCACCGGGACCUCUACACGGGGCUGAAGGCUGGGCUGACCCUGGAGAAACGUUUGCAGAUAGCACUAGAUGUGGUGGAAGGAAUCCGUUUCCUGCACAGCCAGGGACUUGUCCACCGUGAUAUCAAACUAAAAAAUGUGCUGCUGGACAAGCAGAACCGUGCCAAGAUCACUGACUUAGGAUUCUGCAAGCCAGAGGCCAUGAUGUCAGGCAGCAUUGUGGGAACACCAAUCCAUAUGGCCCCUGAACUUUUCACAGGGAAGUAUGAUAACUCCGUGGAUGUCUAUGCUUUCGGCAUUCUUUUCUGGUACAUCUGCUCAGGCUCUGUCAAGCUCCCCGAGGCAUUUGAGAGAUGUGCCAGCAAAGACCAUCUCUGGAACAAUGUGAGGAAAGGGGCUCGCCCAGAACGCCUUCCUGUGUUUGAUGAGGAGUGCUGGCAGUUGAUGGAAGCCUGCUGGGAUGGUGACCCCUCUCAGAGACCUCUCUUGGGCAUUGUCCAGCCCAUGCUCCAGGGCAUCAUGGACCGGUUAUGCAAGUCAAAUUCUGAGCGGCCAAACAGAGGACUCGGUGAUUCUACCUGAAACUGAAGUCCUUUUUCUUCCAUUCUCUUUUUUCUUUCUUCCCCAUGAUGUUUUGGCCAUGAGGAUAAUUUGGCAUUUAUUCAUUACAGAGUGCUUCCAAGGGACUCCAUGCUUGCUGGGCAACUUGAGACACCUCCCCCCCCCUACCCCCCUGCAGAGAUGGCUCAUGGAUGGCUGCUUGAGCAUGUCCAGCAGCUCACUGAUGCCCCAAGCUAUCCCUUUAGCAAAAGCUUGUCUAGGACUAGAGUAUGUAGUGCUCUGGCCUCAGAGCUGAGGAGGAGGCAAAUGUUAUCACAGUCUGUUAACUGUAUGUUUCUGAGACAGGCAGGGACACUACAGUGACAGUAGUAUUAAAAGCUAUAAUUUU